CGGGCGGCGGCUCCGCGAUCUCCGCCGCGAUGCUGCCGCUGCUCCGCCGCGCUUGGGCGGCCGCCGUCGCCUCCUCCUCCUCCUCAUCCUCCUCCUGCUCCCCACAGCGGGGCAGCCGCCAGUGCAGCCUCGGCGCCUGCUGCUCCUACCGCCUGCGAGACGCCCUGCAUCCGCUGUGGCAGAGCCCGCUGGCGAUUCCCGGAGGCACCCGCCAGUCUCCCAUCAACAUCCAGUGGAGGGACAGCGUUUAUGAUCCCUUCCUGAAGCCUCUGAAAAUCGCCUACGACCCCACCACCUGUCUUCACAUCUGGAACAAUGGCUACUCCUUCCUGGUGGAGUUUGAUGAUUCUGCUGAUAGAUCAAUCAUCGUUGGAGGCCCCUUGAAAAACCAGUACAGGCUAAAGCAGUUCCACUUCCACUGGGGAGCUAUCAACGACUGGGGCUCAGAGCACACAGUUGACUGUAAAUUUUACCCAGCAGAGCUGCAUUUGGUGCACUGGAAUGCUGUGGAGUACCCGAGUUUCGAGGAAGCUGUGAUGGAAGGGAAUGGCCUGGCCGUUAUUGGAGUGUUCUUAAAGCUGGGAGCACGGCACGAAGGGCUGCAGACCCUGGUGGAUGCCCUGCCUGCAGUCAGACACAAGGACACUGUGAUCGAGUUUGAUGACUUUGAUCCCUCCUGCCUGAUCCCUUCCUGCCCUGAUUACUGGACCUACGCCGGCUCCUUGACCACUCCUCCCCUCACCGAAUCAGUCACGUGGAUCAUUAAGAAGAAGCCAAUCGAGGUGGAUGAGGAUCAGCUGGAGGCCUUUCGGACGCUGCUGUUCACGUCGGACGGGGAGGAGGAGAGGAGGAUGGUGGACAACUUCCGCCCGCUGCAGCCGCUGAUGAACCGCACGGUGCGCUCGUCCUUCCGCCCCCAGCUCGGCCCCUAGCUGCUCUGCGCCCUCAGCCCAGGCUGCACGGCUUUUUCAGUCAUUUUUUUUCUCAGUGCCGCUGCUCCUUGAUCCUCACUGAAGCAGCUGGGUUGUUGUUUUUUGGGUUUGUUUGUUUUUUUUUUUAGUUUUGUUUUGGUUUUUUUUAAGAAGUGAAUAAUAUUAACCCGUAACGAAUUGGCUUGUUCCGAGGCGGGGGGCAAUGAGGAGUUAUUGAGGUAGUUAAAAAUGAGGAGAAGCUCGUCCCCUGAUCCUUCUCUAAUUGUUCGGUGUUUCUUCAAAGGCUCUUUCAGUGCCUUGCAUGAAUUAGUAAUCCUGGGUAAAAGUUGUUAAGAAGGAGAAAGUGGGGAGAAAAAGAUCAGUCUUUUUGGGGAUUUGUUUGAUGUCUGGGAAGAGAGCUGGAAGGGAACUAGCUUGUUUCAGAGAUGUUUUACGUUCUUCCUUUUUCCUUGGAUGAGGAGAAGGACCAAAGUGACUUCCAGGAUGUCUUUCCAUUCUGUUGGCUGCACAUCCCAUGUUUGAUGUGGGUGCCACAGAAUGCCCACUGUAACUAUGCCAGGAGCCAGAAGACUUUUUCUAAAACCUUUUAACAACUGUAGAAGCUUUUGGCUUUUGCUUUCUUUUGCUUUCCUGUGUUGGUAAUAUAUCAGGAGAAGGGAGGAGAAGAGAAUUCACCAGUAUCUCAAGACUGGCAAGAGCAGCAAAUUAGGUGAAAAUGUCCAAUUAAUCCCAGAAACUGAUCACAUCAGAGGAAAGCAAGAUUAGAUAAGGCCCAGCUGACCCCUAUCAGUGGGAUUAGGAGGGAAAAAAACCCAACCAAUUCCUCAAAUUCCAAUUCCUGUGGUAGGACAGUGUGGACAAAACACAGCACUCAGAGAGGGCUUGCAUUUCAGUAACUCAUAGAGCACCAGUGCUCUCUUCACAGUUUUGCCUUGAGAUGUCUUUUCCUAUAAAAACACUUACUGAGCUCCAGGACCAGUGGGGACCAGUUUGUUUUCAUUGCACUUUAUGGUAACGAGGACCAGUGGUGGUUGGAAUUGAUUUGUGGACCAAGCAGAGCUGCCGUGCCAGCUCUGAGCCUUUUCCAAGGAUCACUGACCUCUCACAUCCUACUAAACGUAAUUUUCUCUCAAGCACCUUUCUCUCUGGCCUUUCAUGUAUUUAGCAGAUUAUUCAAUUACCAGAUUUCUGAUGAGGAGCAGCUCUGUCUGUGAACUCCCUGUGUGAUCUCCAUGGGUUGUGUUGGAGAAGUCUUUUGAGGAAUCUUUCCUCCCUCUCGGGUUCCCGAUGGGAUUCAGUGAAGCCAUGACCUGGCAACGCUAAAUCCAGACCCUUCCAAUUGGUACUUCAGUUUUUUUGAAGUCUAAGUGUUCAGCUUCAAAGCACUUUAACACUUUGCAGCGUGCCCCUGAUGAUUUUAAGGGUUGGAGAUAAUCUCGUUGGACUGGUUGAGUGCCCAGAUCCUGCCCUUCCUUCCUCAACAGCUCUACCUCAGGCUGUUGUUCUGGUGCCACAGCUGUGCCUCUGUCCCCUGAAACGUGGCCACUUCAGUUGAAGUGACUCUGGGUGGUGAAAGGAAGGAACUCUCCUAUCCCGCUGUAGGAUAUUUUCCCUGUCAGGAAUUCAGCGUGGCGGUGGAGCUCUCUGGUUUCACCACUUCCCCUGAGCCCUCCCUGCCUUGGGGAACCUUUCCAUCUUGGUUGUGCCAUCUCCCUUUGGGAUGGGGUCUGGGAUUAUCCUGGGACAGUGGAAGGUGUCCCUGCUGUGGCAGGGGUGGCACUGGAUGAGCUUUAAGGUCCUUUCCCACCCAAACCAUUCCAGGAUUUUCUGAUUCCAUGAUUUCAGUUGAACUCUGCAGGCUUUGCCAUCAUCACACAGAGUUUUAGCUCCAAAACCACGUCAGUGAUGUUUUUGCUGGAGAAUGAUACAUUCCAAAAUAAAGCUGGAAGGAAUAUCUGCAGUUCUGGGAACAGGAGAAGAAUUAUUUUACUUUUAGCCUGAAUGUAUAGUAAUUGUGACCCAGUCAUUAAGUCUGAGAUAUUUAUUCAGUGCUGUUCUUGCAGAUGCUUUUUCUGAGGAGGACCCUCAGAAUUUUCUACUCAGCUCAAAUAUUUUCUACUCAUUAAUAGAAAAAAUUGUAAUACAAAGCCAUGUUAAUGUUGCCUUUUAUUUAAAAACAGCAGCACUGGGCUGUAGGUGCAUCAAUCUCCUUAUCAUUUAUGAAUGCAUCUUUUGUAAUUGUCCAGGUUUUAAAUUGCUUUUGUAAUUCCCACUGAGUUUUUUGGAUUUCUCUGAUCCACUGAGAAGAAUCACCAGUUGAUCCAGCUUUCCCAUGAGACCCCAAAUCCAGAUUAUUUUAGGGAACUGCCAGGGCGUCACUGUUUAACUUCAGCUGCUCUGGAACUCUGUAGCAGCCUCACACCCGCUGAGUUCUCCAUGUUUUGCUCCUCUCGAUCAGAUUUUCCUCCUGGAUGUGUAAAUCCCUUUAGAACCAGCCUGCAUUCAUCAGAGGCAAUGUGGGAUAUUCCCUUCCCAGUGAUCCAGUUAAAGUUCUCACAGAGAUUUACUUUUGUUCGAGUAUUGCCAUGGAAGCUUUGUUAGAGAAUGGUGAAUUACCUGGUGAUACAGUUAAGCUGUGUCCAUAUUUACAUCAAAUCACACCUAUUUCUAUGGACAUAAAAUGAAGAAAUUCCAAUUUCAGCACUGAUCACUUCAAAUAUCUGUGAACAGGGUUAAUGUAGAUAAAAAAAUAUCUGUGCUAUGCUAUGAAAAGAAGUUUUACAGGGGUUUUACGUUUAUUUUGCUGUUUAUUGAGUUCUGCAUUUAUGUGUAGUGUUUUAGCAUCUCCUUAAGGUAGGCAGGAGCUCAGCUGCAGGGCAGAUUGUUGGAAUUAAUCUGGAAAUGAAACACACUGGGGUUUUGGGGUGUAUUUUUUUCAGUUUUAACUUUUCUGUUGCAAUGAUUUUAUUGACCUUCUGAAUGUAAACUUGAGGAAAAAAAUUGUGUUUAGAAGUAGAGAUGGGAUAGAAUUCCUGUGCCUUAUUCUCUCAGUUCUGUGUGGAAAAAAAAUGAUUUGACUGUUGGGUUAGAGGUGAUUUUUGUGAUGACUUUGCACAAUUAAGUUAAAAAGGAAUCUUUGGGCUCUUUUGGGUGGCACAGUACAAAAGGGUCAAAAGCACAUAUUUGUAUUUCCCUUGCAUAAGAGACACUUUAUUACUAAAUAUUGCCCUGGGAGGAAUUCCUGGGGCAGCAAGUCCCAGGAAUUAAAGACUGUCACAGGAAUAAUUCUGGGACAACUCCCUGCAAAGGGAGAGGAGAAGGUUUGGAGCAGGCCUGUGCAUGUGCUGCUCUGAUUCCAGCUGCCUUUCAGGAUUUCUCUGAAAUGCUGCUCUCACCUUGUCCUGGGUGACUUCACAGUUGGGACAACUUCCUCUGCUGUUGGAAUGUUUGAUCCCUGUUCCUGCAUUCCAGAACUUUCACUCUUCAGGUGUUCCUGACCGCUUUUGUGCUGCCUUCUCUGCCAGGAGUGACAGGAGGGUCUCCCCUGGUUUUUGGCAUCUCCAGAAUUGGAGUUUGCUUUGAUCUCCAGAGGGUUUUAGAGGACUGGAAUUCUGCUUUGGAUGAAGGGUCCCCUCAUGCCUUAAUUUGGGAUGUUUUAACUUGUAUUUCCUGGCACAUCUUGGCUUUUUUUUUUUCUUUGUGCAUCUCGUUUUUGUGGCCUUUAUGACAUUGUGUAUUUAAUGGGUGUUACCUGCCUGAAAUCACCGCAGACACCACCUGGGAAUGCCUUAUGUUUUCCUGGGAUUACAGGCCCUUCCCCAGAGUUUUUCCCUGAUGUAUAGAACCCUUCAGCUGCUGCAUUUUACACUGUUACAUUAGUGUGCAACUACAAUAAAGGACUAGAGAAACCCA
Messenger RNA from Hirundo rustica (Barn swallow), 4844 nucleotides. RefSeq names its product carbonic anhydrase 5A (gene CA5A). The record is from RefSeq and is a predicted model, not a curated record. Gene Ontology annotation, cellular component: mitochondrion; cytoplasm. The transcript is spliced from 7 exons. The coding region runs from base 30 to 932 and encodes 300 amino acids. Gene Ontology annotation, molecular function: carbonate dehydratase activity; zinc ion binding. Lineage: Eukaryota; Metazoa; Chordata; Aves; Passeriformes; Hirundinidae.